AUGUUCCAGCAAGCCAUGAAAUCACUUCGUAGGACGAUGAUCAAAGGAGUCCUCGCAGUCGGAGCGAUAGAAGUCACGACCCACUUGCCUACCGAGGGAAGAUCCGCCGAGGUGUAUCAUUUUGUCUGCGACGAAAUGGCCAUGCCAGUGAUACGGAGAUUCAUCAAUCCUGAAGAUGCUCAUCACUUGGCCUUGGCUGUUGCCCAGUCAGGUUUGGCUCCAACUUAUCGGCCAACAGCACAAGAACAAAAAAUUGAUUGGUCGAUGCCUAAUUUGUGGAUAGAAGACGAUAAAUCAACAAAGGAUUCAAAGUCGAUGGCUCCUCCAAAUUGUAUAGGAUUGGCAGCUGGAUUCGACAAGGAUGCUGCUGCAAUUCGACCCCUGUUUGAUAUGGGGUUUGGAUUCUUGGAAAUUGGAUCAGUGUGCCUAAAGUCACAGCCAGGAAAUCCAAAACCGCGAAUGUUCCGACUUGUUCCAGAUGAAGGGGUUAUCAAUCGAUAUGGAUUCAAUUCGCAAGGUGCUGAUGCUGUGGAAGCGAACCUUCAGGCAUACCGCAGUGGCGGUGUUGAUAAGACGAAGGAGGACUCCACGUCAAACGAAAAAUCCUCCUUGUGGUCUGUCGUUUCCAAGUUUUUGCAAAAUAAUGGCCUGGAUAAGUUUCUACCUAGGUCAUCCGACGAACAAGCCGUCCAAGGAUUGUUAGGUAUCAACUUGGGAAAGAACAAGAACUCAACUACGCCGACGGAAGACUACCGAACGUUGAUUCAGCAACUGGGACCGUACGCUGACUAUCUAGUAAUCAAUGUCUCAUGUCCCAAUGUCGAUAUGAAGAACUUGGGAAAGAGCACUUCUGCUAUGGAAGAACUGUUAUUGGCGUGCCAAGAUGAACGGAAUAAAGUACUUCAAAACCAAAAGGGGAGUAAGAAGAAGAUUCCGUUGCUAGUGAAACUUUCUCCCGAUUUGACUGACGGCGAACUGAAGGAUAUUUGCAUUUGCCUCAUGAAGAUUAAGAUUGAUGGAAUCAUCAUGAGCAAUACUACUUCCACACGGCCCAAUGGUUUGCUCUCCUCGUCCUCCAUUGUGGCCGAACGAGGCGGUUUGUCUGGGAAACCACUGAAGGAACGAUCGACCGAGUGCAUUCGUAAGGUCUACCAAUGGACUGAUGGAAGCAUCCCUAUCAUUGGUGUUGGCGGGAUCUUUACCGGUAGCGAUGUCUAUGAAAAACUAAAGGCGGGCGCAAGUAUGGUGCAAAUCUAUUCGGGUAUGGUCUAUCGUGGACCUGGGAUGGUUUCGAAACUACGCCACGAGCUGUCGGAACGGAUGCUGCAAGAUGGAUACCGACGAUUGGAUGAUGUGAUUGGCUUGGAUCACGAAGAUCUUUAUUGGAAACGGAAGAAUUACAAGCUAAACGCCUAA
Molecule: messenger RNA, 1416 nt
Organism: Cylindrotheca closterium
Lineage: Eukaryota; Bacillariophyta; Bacillariophyceae; Bacillariales; Bacillariaceae
Source: the annotation of a GenBank genome assembly